Molecule: messenger RNA, 1062 nt
Organism: Vitis riparia (riverbank grape)
Lineage: Eukaryota; Viridiplantae; Streptophyta; Magnoliopsida; Vitales; Vitaceae
Product: 50S ribosomal protein L10, chloroplastic
Exons: 2
Coding region: 37-717 (226 amino acids)
Biological process (GO): translation
Cellular component (GO): large ribosomal subunit
Molecular function (GO): structural constituent of ribosome
Source: RefSeq, a predicted model, not a curated record
AGAGCUCCCCAAUCCCUCCCUCCACCCCAUCCAACCAUGGAAGCCACCCUCUUCUCCUUCCCCUCCACCAAGCCCCCUCCCCCAAAAACCUUAACGCUAACCCAAUCUAAAACCCUGACCUUAACUUAUCCUAAAUCGCUAAACCCCUACAGAAGAUCCUCCUAUUCCACCACAAUCCGCUCCGCCAUCAGCCGCACCAAGAAGGAAGAAACAGUCCAAACCGUGAAAGAACAGCUCGAGAACUGCCACCUCCUUGCCGCCAUCAAGUACAACGGCUUCACCGUCCAGCAGUUCCAGGAGCUCCGGCGGUCCCUGCCGGAGAAAUCCAAGCUCAUCGUUGCCAAGAACACCCUCGUCUACAAAGCCAUCGAAGGCACCUCUUGGGCGGCUCUGGAGCCGUGUAUGAAAGGCAUGAACGUCUUCCUCUUCGUCCACAGCGAGGAAAUUCCGGCUGCCAUCAAGCCCUACCGGGACUUCCAGAAGGAGAAGAAGCUCGAGGGCAAUGACUUCACCGGCGCCGUCUUCGAGGGCAAGUUUUACGGGCCGGACGAUUUCAAGGCGCUUGAGAGUAUGCCGACGAGGGCGGAGAUAUAUGCGAAGUUGUUGGGGGCUUUGCAGAGUCCGGCAUCGGCAUUGGUGGGGACGUUGCAAGCGCCGGCGAGGGACUUGGUGAUGGUGUUGAAGGCGUAUGUGAAGAAACUGGAGGAGGAAGGUUGAGAUUGUGCUUGGUGAGGAUGGACUCGACAACACCUUGAGCUAUGGGGUGAUAUCCCUCUCGAGCCUCUGCAAACACCCCUUUAGCAAAUAUCUUCUGUUCAUCCUUUCCACUGCCUUGUACAAGUGCAGUAUAGAGAGGACGAAGAUACUUCAUCCUACCAACUUCCUUCAAAGUUUUCUCCACCUCAUUGUAGUAAUCUUUGCACCCAGCUAAGAUGGCCAGUUGGAGAAAUGCCACCUUCACCUCAUAAUCCUUUGACUCCGAUAGCCUGUAGCGUUCAUCUAAGGCUAAGAUCUGCAUAACCAACCAAAUGCUUCAAUAAGACAUCAGUUAAAUAUUUAUUA